GUCGUCUCCAUCAUCGCCAAUCUCGUUCAUUGUAACCAUCCGCCUCGAGUCUCAACAAGACACUCGUUUCUACUUUGAUCACACCACCACUCAGACCACAACAAAAUCAACACAUUUUUACGACUCAUUGGCACUGUUACUCUCAUAAUAUCCAUAUUGACUUACUGCGACCGCCUCAUGCCCCGAUAGUCCUCUGUCUCUAAUCGACCGCAUAUUUCUUUUCGAACUUCCCGCAAUGCCUCUCAUACUCGAUUCGUCUUCGGAAUCCUCCAUAGAUGCCGAACCAGAUAUUCAAGAAGAGCGCAGAAGGUUAUAUCAUGAAGCCGAUGUGGUAAUUGUUGGUGCAGGUGUUCUGGGGUCUGCUUUGGCGGUGGCGCUCGCAAAUCAAGGACGCAGUGUGAUAUUACUUGAAAAGUCGUUAAAAGAGCCGGACCGGAUAGUGGGAGAAUUGUUACAACCAGGAGGUGUGCAGGCUUUGACAAAAUUGGGCUUGCGACAUACACUCGACGGCAUUGAUGCGAUCCCCGUCACCGGUUACACGGUCAUAUACUACGACGAGCAAGUCCCCAUUCCUUAUCCGGCCAUAGCAGCAGCUGGCGCGCAGCAAGAGCCAGGCAAGUCAGAAAAGGCAACGGAUGGCCCAGAAGGGCGAUCAUUUCACCAUGGUCGAUUCGUGUCGAAACUGCGCGCUGCAACAAUGUCACAUCCCAACAUCAGUAUUUUCGAAACCGAAGUCACCUCUAUAAUUUCGUGCAAAGAACCAUUACAAGUUAUGGGCGUUGAAUGUUUGACUCGAAAGAGUCAGAAAGACUGCUUCUUUGGGUCGCUCACUAUUGUGUGCGAUGGCUAUGCUUCGAAAUUCCGAAAGUCUUAUAUUCAACACACACCUAAAGUGAAAUCGAAAUUUUGGGGCAUGGAGUUGAUCGACUGCCCCUUACCGACGCCACAGCACGGAACAGUCGUUCUAGGCGAAAACUCCCCAGUACUUCUCUACCAGAUUGGCACCCACGAAACACGAGUGUUAGUGGAUGUCCCCGAAGGACUUACAUCCACGUCCGUCGCCAAUGGUGGAGUCAAGGGCCAUCUGCAAAACGUCGUUCUGCCGUCGUUACCAUCAAAGGUACAACCUUCAUUCCAGGCCGCGUUGGAAAAGGGAAGUCUUCGAAGCAUGCCCAACUCUUUUCUACCUCCAACAACCAACAAGACUCCCGGACUGGCUAUCCUUGGAGACGCGUUGAAUAUGCGCCAUCCUCUUACCGGAGGCGGCAUGACGGUCGCUUUAAGCGAUGUCGUCCUUAUAACAGAACUCCUCUCUCCCGAAAACGUCCCUGAUCUGUAUGACACCGACCUCGUGCUCAAACAAAUGAAGUCCUUCCAUUGGCGGCGGAAGAACUUGACUUCUAUAGUCAACAUUCUCGCACAGGCGCUUUACAGUCUAUUUGCUGCCGAGGAUUGGCAGCUCAAAUACCUACAGCAGGGAUGUUUUCGGUAUUUCCAGCUCGGUGGUCAAUGUGUCGACGUACCGGUUGGAUUGUUGGGAGGUCUGAUUGCCCAGCCUUUUGUGCUGUUCUAUCACUUUUUCAGCGUGGCGUUGUUCAGCAUCUGGAUUUUGAUCCGGAAAAAUGGGUUGCUGAUGUUCCCUGUCAGCAUUGUGCAGGCGAUUCUGGUGUUUGGUAAAGCGUGCGAGGUCAUAUUCCCGUACAUUUUUGCGGAGUUGAGGAGUUGAAAAAAGACAGUGGACGAGUACCGUUGGCGGUCAGACCGUUUUCUCUAGCGACACACGGCGACGAGCAGUCCAAAGGACCAUUAUUAUGAGAGUCAUAUCUGUAUAUCACCAACUAAUUCAAAGACCCUUGUUAGACUCCCCACUUUCCUGUUCAUCAGCCUUUGUCUUCUUUCUGGACCAAUCUUCAACUCUUCCUCGGCCUCACGAUU
Molecule: messenger RNA, 1935 nt
Organism: Exophiala viscosa
Lineage: Eukaryota; Fungi; Ascomycota; Eurotiomycetes; Chaetothyriales; Herpotrichiellaceae
Product: squalene monooxygenase
Exons: 1
Coding region: 236-1726 (496 amino acids)
Biological process (GO): ergosterol biosynthetic process
Cellular component (GO): membrane; endoplasmic reticulum
Molecular function (GO): squalene monooxygenase activity; flavin adenine dinucleotide binding
Source: RefSeq, a predicted model, not a curated record